AUGGGUCUCUGUAGACGAUGUCACAAGCCUAUAACACUAGAGCAAGAAAAACAGAAACAAAAAUGCGCCAAGCUGUCUAAAAAGAAAAAAAAUUGACCACUACAAAAAGUACAACAUACCUAUGAGACGAUUAUGCAAAGGCUAUGGAAGAUCAGGGUUUAAAUUGGUUUACAAUUCUCCUGGAGAUUGCAACUGCCAGUUCCCUGCACUAUCGCACCAGGCAAAGAUACUAGGCAUUUUGAGAUCUCCUGAAACCGCGAGGAAAGAAAUAGUAGAGUACUUAAAAAGUAAUCCGUACUAUAGCGAUGGCUUCCCACUUUUGGAGCAUUUGGCAGAUGAUGAGUUCGCUCGCUGGGACGACUAUAUAACUCAUAUGGCGCGAGAUGGGACCUAUGGAGAUCAGAUUACAUUGUAUGCAGCAGCAAACUUGUAA
Molecule: messenger RNA, 433 nt
Organism: Pocillopora meandrina
Lineage: Eukaryota; Metazoa; Cnidaria; Anthozoa; Scleractinia; Pocilloporidae
Source: the annotation of a GenBank genome assembly